Chaetomium strumarium is the source of this 2437-nucleotide messenger RNA. RefSeq names its product Abscisic acid G-protein coupled receptor-domain-containing protein. The record is from RefSeq and is a predicted model, not a curated record. Bases 321 to 2180 code for a protein of 619 amino acids. The transcript has a single exon. Gene Ontology annotation, cellular component: membrane. Lineage: Eukaryota; Fungi; Ascomycota; Sordariomycetes; Sordariales; Chaetomiaceae.
CCGGGGUAUCUGGCCCACAUGCGGAUUCCUCGAACGAGCCGCGCAAGCUUCCGUCCCUUAAAGUUCAGAAACAAACGCACGGCGAACAGAGACUUUGAGCUCAUCCUGUAACACCACCAUGACGAGCAGACCCGGCAGUCCGUAGUUUUUGAACCUUCACCCGGACACUAUCUCGUCGUAUAAUGCUCCUUCCCUCCGACCGCCGCGAUCUCGCACCAGCCGUCACCAACCCACGGAGGAUUCCGACCCCAAACCGAACCGGUCUUCUUCCGCCACUACAACAGCCGCAGCAACAGUAAGGCGCAGAACAAAGGCUCACUAUGCCGCUCCCAGACACAAACUCAAAUCUCGACGCCGACGGAGCCUCGUGCGGCCCUUCCUCGUCCUGCUCAACAAGCGCCAUCUCCACAACUCUCACCCUCUCCCCGGUCCUGCUCACCUUCCUCCUUGUCUCCUCCGUCUCCCUCACGCGCCUGUUCCCGCGCCUCGCCAGACUCCAACAACCACCUUCUUCCUCCUCCCCGUCUGGGUUACCAAUCGACGACGGACAAGACCAUUUCCUGCCCGCCUCCGCCCCGCCCUCCCUGCGCCAGGCCCACGCCGAGCAGGCGGCCCGCUCGCCUAGGAGGCGUCUAGCCGCGGCCGCGUUUGCCGUCACCUUGGGCCUCAGCGCCGUGCUGGCGGAGCUGAUCCUGGCCGAGAUACUGGAGCUAGAGGGCGCCGUGCUGGGCGCGCGGGCGAGGGCGGUCGGGCUGCGGGUCACGGUGCCGACGCUGGUGGUUAUGCUUGUUGGGGUGCUGCCGUUUCUGGAGGUGCAGAGCGUUCUGGCCUCGAGGGGGUGGCGGUUCGGGAGGGAUGGGAAGGGCAGGGUCGUCUCGAGGGCUGCGUGGUGCUUGCAGGGGGCUGUGUUUGGCGGGUGGUUGGCGGCGUUCUGGUUUGUUGGGAGGGUGGUCACGCAGUUGGGGUCUCCUGGGGCGGACGAGGAUCUGUGGCGGCUGGCUGGGAUGGCGAGUGUCAAGGCGGGCGGUGGAGGAUUUGAUAGCACGGCGAUGACGAUUGGGAGGGCAGAGGUUGGGAGGAUCGGCGGCGCAGGGUUCGGUUCGACUAUCGCUGAUGUGGGGCUGUCACGGGCGUGUCUGGAGAGAAUAGGCGUGAUUGGGAUCUCGUUGAUGGCAUUGCUGUCCGGGUUCGCGAGCGUGUCGAGUCCAUGGCACACGUUUGUGGAUGAUCGGACGUAUCGAAAACGGCCGAUCACAGACGCCGAUAUUGCGAGGAAGCAGGCUGGACUGGACGCUACGAGUGAGUUGCUGCUGACAAAGCGGCACCGGCUGAGGUCGCUGCAGAGAAAGGCGCAGGCGGUGGCAGACGGGGUUGGGGGAGGGACCCCUCAUGGGAGUGCGCCGCCGGCAAGUGGACUAAUGGGCAAAGUCAUCGGCUCGCUCAAGACGAUCACCGGCAGCGGUGAAGCGGCCGAGAUCAAGGCGCUCCAAAUGGAAAUCUCUGGCCUCGAGACUAUGGAAUCUAACCUUGCCGCAUCCCUAUCCCUCCUCAAAUCACGCCAAGCCGCCCAUGCCCGCGAUGGCACCGCCUUCGGCCGCCUCCUCGCCGUCCCGCGUUACAUCUUUGCCGGCUACUGCUUGUACCGGAUCCUUGCCACCACUCUCACCACCCUCCGGCGCAUGUACUAUCCCUCCGCCUCGUUCUCCUCCUCCGAUCCUAUCAACCGCUUCCUGGGGCUGCUCGCUAAGCACUGGGACCCCAAGCUGGACCAGAUCGCCUGGGCGCGCCAGAUCUCCUUCCUGCUAUCCGGCGUCAUCCUCGCCGCCAGUGCAAACUCGGUCUUGCAGACCUUCAGGCUGUUCGCGAAGUGGGCGCCUGGCCUGUUGUACCAAGCUCAGGCGAACCUGGCGCUGCUGGUUGGGCAGGUGGCGGCAACGUACGUCAUUAGCGCGGCAUUGCUGAUGCGGAGCAACCUACCUAAGGAAGUGGGACGCUCGGUCGGGGACGCACUGGAGAGCGCGCUAGAGCCCGGGUUCGUGGAUCGCUGGUUCGAGGGGUGGUUUCUGCUUGCCAGUGCCGGGACGGCGGCCGGGAUAUGGGUCGGGAAGAAGGUCAGCGGCGGGUUUGGGGAUGAAUGGGACGAGUUUGCGGGCGAGGAGAUGGGGCAGAAGAGGUCUUGAACUGCGAAGAGAGGCGUAUUCUGGUCUUCUGACACGGGCACAUAUUCAUUGUAAUCAGCGGGUGUGUGUUUAAAUAGAUUGUGUUCAACUUGACCUGGCAGUUUGAUAUCGUUCACUGGUGGUAGACCAAUGCUGUAUGUGCUUUGGCAUGGUCAGGAAGCAAUGGGGGCUGUGGUACUAGUAGUCCGACUCUGUAAGGGUUCAAGGCAGAUGGAACGGACUUCAGCCAGUCUGGCCAAGUAGAAGUUGUACACAUG